AUGGUGAAACCGGUGAAACGCAGGAGCAAAAUCAUUCUCACAUUCCGGUUAAGCCCACCGGUUAUCACCGGCGGUAAACGAAUUUCCGGUCAUACGGUACCUUUAAUACCCAGGAAUGCGAGUUUCGAAUUACGUGAACCUGUGUCACCGAAAGUUUCAUGCAUGGGUCAAAUUAUAAAGAAGAAAAAAAUACGUAGCUUGAAGAAACUCAAACAACGUUCUUCUUCUUCUUCAAGGCCUUCACAAGCAUUUGCAGAGAAAAUCAAAAGCAAAGUUUUAAAAAGGAUAAAACUUUGCCAUAAUAAUCAUCAUACGUUAAUUGAUGAUUAUGAAGUUUCUGCGGUUGAAGAAGAUGAUGAUGAUGAUGAAAGAUCAGCUCCUUCGCUUCUGCAAAUGAGACGAUUUAAUAACGUACGUAGCACUUUAUCGGAUUUUGAUUGGACGACAAGUGAAGAAAAAGGAGUUAAAAGGAAGAGAGGUUGA
Molecule: messenger RNA, 483 nt
Organism: Gossypium raimondii (Peruvian cotton)
Lineage: Eukaryota; Viridiplantae; Streptophyta; Magnoliopsida; Malvales; Malvaceae
Exons: 1
Coding region: 1-483 (160 amino acids)
Source: RefSeq, a predicted model, not a curated record